AUGGCGGGGGAGAAAGUGCGCGUCAAGUGGGUAGUGAACUGCGCGGGAGAGCCGGUGACAUUCACCGCGAAUGACUCUUCAGAAUCCCUGUUGGAUGCGAACUCGACCAUCCUGGAGGUGAAAAACAGCGUUUUUUCACAAGAAAUCGCCAGAGGCCUCAGUGUGCGCGUGAUCUUCUUGGGUCGCGAGCUGGCAGACAACGACACUCUCGCUUCUCACCUUCGUGUGCCUGCGCGAGCAGCUGCAGCGGGCUCCUGUGCAACAUCAUCUUCGGCCGACGCUGACAGUGCACCAGGAGUUACUCUCCACGCAGUUCUUUCAAAUCGUCCACCAAAUGUCAGAGGAAAUGGGCCGGGUGGCUGCAACAACGCCGGUGGAGGGAAUACAGAUACUGGCGACUGGUCUGUUAUUGUGCUCGGCGUGACUGUUUUUGUCAUCCUUUGCAUUUGCUGGUACCACCGCCUUGCCUUUCCUGGCGAUUUUACUCCGUUCUCGUCACUUCUGUUGGUCCUCUUCACCGGGUUUUUUGCGUUUACUAUUCGUGGCGUCGUCGUCCGCCUUUUGAAACUUGCCUACGGCUGUCUACGACGCCCGUGGGAUCGUACUGACACACCAGCUCAGUCAACAAGACCCGAUGCCUCCGCACCGGUAUUUCAGGAGAUUCCGGCAGGACCGCCAACCUGA
Messenger RNA from Eimeria mitis, 684 nucleotides. RefSeq lists its product as uncharacterized. The transcript is spliced from 4 exons. Lineage: Eukaryota; Apicomplexa; Conoidasida; Eucoccidiorida; Eimeriidae. The record is from RefSeq and is a predicted model, not a curated record. The coding region runs from base 1 to 684 and encodes 227 amino acids.